Messenger RNA from Tarenaya hassleriana, 805 nucleotides. RefSeq lists its product as uncharacterized. The coding region runs from base 102 to 617 and encodes 171 amino acids. The record is from RefSeq and is a predicted model, not a curated record. Lineage: Eukaryota; Viridiplantae; Streptophyta; Magnoliopsida; Brassicales; Cleomaceae. The transcript has a single exon.
UUCAUCGGAAAAACAACACAGAAUCCAAAAAAAAAAACUCUCAGAAUUCUCCCCAAAAAAAACAGAGAGAGAAAUAGAUCUGUAGUUCUGAUCCAAGAAACAUGGGAAACAGCUUAAGGUGUUGUUUGGCGUGUGUUCUUCCAUGUGGAGCCCUAGAUUUGAUCAGAAUCGUACAUCUCAACGGCUACGUCGAAGAGAUCACUCGUCCGGUGACUGCCGGAGAGAUCUUGCAGGCAAACCCUAACCACAUCCUGAGCAAACCCUGUUCUCAGGGCGUUGUCCGAAAGAUCUUGAUCUUGUCGCCGGAAUCUGAGCUCAAGCGUGGAAGCAUCUACUUCUUGAUCCCGGAUUCUUCCUUCCCGGAUAAGAAGAAAAAGAAGAAGAAUGACCUCCGCCGGCGUCAGAAAAAUACAUUUUCCGGUGACGGCGACGUGAGAAAGAUCAGUAGUAAUGACGAUGAUCACAGUUUGAUGUUGCGUAAGAAAUACGUAGAAGAUGCGAUGCUGUCGUCGGUAGAGUCAUCUUCCGUCACCGGAAACCGCCACCGUCGGAGACACAGUCGUUCGGCGUCAGUGUCUUCGUGGCGACCUCACCUGCAGAGCAUCACCGAGGAUUAGAUUAUAUUUUUUUUCUUAUCUUUUUUUGUCCGGAAGCCGAAUUUUUAUUUAACAUCUCCGGAUAUAUUUUCUUCUUUUUCAUUUUUUUUUCAAAAAAAAAACUGUGUAUUAUGGUUAAGAUUUGUGUUAAAUUACUGUUGUAACUUGAAUCUAUGGUAAUGAAGGCAAAAUCCUAAAUUUAUAGUUGA